AUGGCGACGUACCGGCCGGAUAGCAACACUCUCCUCGCCAACGACUCGGUCCUGGAGUACGUGCUGGAGACGACGGUGUACCCGCGGGAGCACGAGCGCGUGCGCGAGCUCCGCCUCAUCACACAACAGCAUCCCAAGUCUUUCAUGGGAUCGUCCCCCGACCAGAUGCAGUUCUUCUCCGUCCUGCUCAAGAUGAUCGGCGCAAGGAACACUAUCGAGGUCGGCGUGUUCACCGGCUACUCGCUGCUCUCCACCGCUCUCGCCCUCCCCGCCGAUGGCAAGGUGGUUGCCAUCGACGUGAACCGGGAGUACUACGAGCUGGGCCGGCCGGUGAUCGAGAAGGCCGGCGUGGCGCACAAGGUGGACUUCCGCGUGGGCGACGGCCUCGCCGUGCUCGAUGGGGUUUUGGCCGAGGACGGCGGCGCCAAGGCCGGCACGUUCGACUUCGCGUACGCGGACGCCGACAAGCUGCAGUACGCCGGGUACCACGAGCGUCUGCUGCGGCUGGUGCGUGUCGGCGGCACCAUCGCCUACGACAACACGCUCUGGGGCGGCUCCGUGGCGAUGACCCGCGACACGCUGGGCAGCUCCGAGUACGACCGCGUGGUGCGGGACUACAUGAUGGAGUUCAACGCCGCCGUCGCGGCCGACGACCGCGUCGAGGCCUGCGUCCUCGCCAUCGCCGACGGCGUUACCCUGUGCCGCCGCGUGAAGUGA
Molecule: messenger RNA, 717 nt
Organism: Lolium rigidum
Lineage: Eukaryota; Viridiplantae; Streptophyta; Magnoliopsida; Poales; Poaceae
Product: caffeoyl-CoA O-methyltransferase-like
Exons: 4
Coding region: 1-717 (238 amino acids)
Molecular function (GO): O-methyltransferase activity; S-adenosylmethionine-dependent methyltransferase activity
Source: RefSeq, a predicted model, not a curated record